AUUCCCCCGCCCUGAGCUCAGCGGGCGGGAAUGCGGCCGAUAAAUCAGAGAUAACCCCAGGCGCGGGAUAAAAGGCCGACGUUGGCGAAGGAUCCAGGAGAGCGCCCGCGGGACCCGAAGAGGUGAGACGCGACCUGGGACGAAGCGCAGCAGCGGCGGCGACAAUCUCUUUCUCCACUUCUCUCCAGCGACAUGGACCCCCAGACCGCGCUGCUCCGGGCCCUCCCGCUCGUCCUGUUCUUGCUACUAGGAGGUCGUUCCCACCCGCUGGGUGGGCCUGGCCCCGCCUCCCAGCUGUCCGCAAUGCAGGAGCUGCUGGACCACCUGCGGGACACAGUUUCAGAGCUGCAGGCCGAGCAGAUGGCCCUGGGACCCCUCCAGCAGGACCACAGCCCCACAGAAGCCUGGGAGACCCAGGAGCAACCACCUGCCAGGGCCCUUGGGCCCAGUGACAAUGUCCUCCAGGCCCUGAGAAGACUACGCAGCCCCAAGAUGAUGCGCAAGUCAGGGUGCUUUGGCCGGAGGCUGGACCGGAUCGGCUCCUUCAGUGGCCUGGGCUGCAAUGUGCUGAGAAGGUAUUAAGAGGAAGCCCUGGCUGCAGAGACCUGCAUCUGACUCUUCAAAGGCCCCCCUGAGCUCUUUGAGGCAAUUUGUAUUUAUUUGUAUUUAUUUAUUUAUUUAUUUCAAUCAUUUUAUGUAAGACGGUUCUGACCUCCGAGCACAAAUUUUCCAUGGUGAAAUAAAGCCAACGUUAUAGGUUCUUUUGAAACUGAUUUGUCCCAGUGCAUUGAGUAAUAAAUCAUUUAAAAAACAAGAACUAGGGGCACCUGGGUGGCUC
This is a messenger RNA of Mustela erminea (ermine), 838 nucleotides long. It is a transcript of the gene NPPB, whose product is annotated as natriuretic peptide B. Gene Ontology annotation, biological process: negative regulation of systemic arterial blood pressure; cGMP biosynthetic process; receptor guanylyl cyclase signaling pathway. Gene Ontology annotation, molecular function: hormone activity; hormone receptor binding. The record is from RefSeq and is a predicted model, not a curated record. The transcript is spliced from 3 exons. Bases 193 to 582 code for a protein of 129 amino acids. NCBI's taxonomy places the organism in Eukaryota, Metazoa, Chordata, Mammalia, Carnivora, Mustelidae. Gene Ontology annotation, cellular component: nucleus; cytoplasm; extracellular region.